GGGUCUUAUGGGUGUGCGGUGUUGGGAGUGAGACGCGGCGAGCUAACUCGACGAGCAUGCAGUGGACGCGCUACCUUCUGCUUGCCCUCGUGCUUCUGCAGGCACUCUCGGAAGCUAAGCGCAAGAAGAAUAACACCAAAAUCAAACAUGAUAGCAGGACUCACGAAGACAGAGCUCGUACUUCUCAUUCAGGGAUUAGUGAAUUACAGCUCUCACAGGAAGUACCAAACCAACAUAUGAAGCACGAAGGUGGCCAUCAUCAAGGCGGCGCCCACAGUGCCCACAGUGCCCACAGUGCCCACCGACACCACCAACAUCCAACCCCAGAACCAUACAUGUUGGAGCAGCAGCCCAUGACCCCAGAAGAGCAACUGGAGAUGCGCAAGAGCAUAAGGCUGCUGCAGAUUAAGGACAAGGUGUUGACGGCCACGGGACUCUUGAAGCCGCCCAACAUGACCGGGGUAGUGAUCUCUAAUAACCCAGACUUCCACAAAAUUAUUGAAGAGACGACGGCCUCCGCCUACACCCACGAACCCCUUUACAAUGAAGAUGAGCCGGAGAUCAAGAGUGAGAAGAUGUUCUCUCCCGUCGAACCAGGUAACAACUACACCUCCCACUCAGACUGUAAGUCAAGGGCAUCUGACUCAUCUCCACUCUGCUUGGAAGCGACUCACUCACCAUCAUUGUUUACUGUGAUGGUUCCCUCUCCAGCACCACCGGGGCUUCGAAUCCCAGCGGAGAUGGACGUCCUGUACUUCAAGUUGAAUCACGAGCAGCUGGGCAACAGGGUGAAGCGUGCCAUCCUCCACGUGUGGCUCAAGCCCAUGUACUCGGAGCUGGACCGCACCGUCCCCGUCACCGUCUACAAGGUCUCCAGACCAGACAACCCGGACGACUUCAUCAACACCAACGAGGUGACGACGGUGUCCGAAUCCUUCGACGCCAUGAAAGGGAACUGGGUGGACAUCGAGGUGUUCAAGCUACUGCAGGAGUGGCUCAAUAAGCCAGACGAGAACCUGGGCCUGGUGGUGACCGCCUACGACUCCCAGGGCAGACAGGUGGCAGUCACGGACCCCAGCGAGAUGCCCACUAACCAGGCGCCGUUGCUGGAGAUCCACACUGAGGAGACCAUCAGGAACCGCUCCAAGCGGAACAGCGGCAGCAACUCCUUAUGUAGCAACAGCAACAACAAGGAGUCCCGCUGCUGCAGGUACCCGCUGGUCGUCAACUUCGUCGACUUGGGUUGGGACUUCAUCGUGGCACCAAAGGUAUACGAAGCCAACUUUUGUAACGGUAAAUGUCCCUUCCUGCACGCUCACAAGUACGCCCACACCACCCUCAUCCAGAAGCUGAACAGCACCAACGCCCAGCACGGCCCCUGCUGCGGGGCCAGAAAACUAUCGCCGAUGAAGAUGCUGUACUACGACCAUGAUCAUCAAAUUAAAUUCGACACAAUCCAAGAUAUGGUGGUCGACCGGUGCGGGUGUUCGUAAGCCCCGCCCCGACUCCACUACUAACCGUUCUUUCCAAUAAAAGAUCUGUGAUGGAGAGUAGAUAUAAUUUAGACUCGUAUUCCAGUAUCCAGUCCAAGCACAUAUUUUUGACUGCUCUCGUUAGAAUUAAUUAUAAACUGCAGUUGGUAACAGGUACAACUAAGUGAUAAUUCAAAAUGCAAUAUGUCGCCGUUACAUACGUUAAACAAGUCACUUAACUGCCACUGUCCAGCCAGUCAACAGUCUGAUGGAGGCCUUAUGAGGGCUGGCUGUAGCGGUCUCCUCUCUUCCUGUUGUGUGAAGCGGUCUCCUCCCUUCAUCUAGUGUAUGGUGACAAGGCCUCUUCACUGCCAGAGACGUGAAGCGGUCUCCUCACCACCUCUGUUGAGGAGAAGUUGCCUUCUCAUUUAGCGUGAUAACCGGCCAACACUCUCUUGAGCAUCUUCUAUUAGAUAUAAACUCGGAUAAAUGUAUAUAUACAUAUAUAAAUAUAUGUAUGUUUGUAUGCAGCCGUGUCCAAACGGCAAUCAAUAGGCGGUAUUGGAGUGACUGCGAGCCUGACUGAUUGUAAUAUAUUUGUGUUACGCCAGGUGUGUUACGCCAGGUGUGUGAUAAGUGCUGUCUUUGUUACAACAGAUGCUCUAAUGUUGUGUGCACAAAGAAAUCACAUUACCGUGAUGUAUCAACGAGCAAAUCAGUAGGAGCCGUGAGGAGGAUUCGAAUCUAUGUUCUGGUGACUCCCAAGCACACGCCUUAGACCACUACACCAGAACAUGGUCAAAGCAAUGCAGCUUGUGAUUUAACUGAAUCCUCUAGGCUUCCUGAGAUGUACACUGGCUCCAGUGUCGUGGUGUAGUGGUCUAAGGCGUUUGCUUGGAACUACCCAGAGCAUAGGUUCGAAUCCUUCUCACGGCUCUUACUGAUUUGCUCUAAUAUUGUGUGCUUGAGCAAGCCUCUAUAACUGGUAUAUUUAGGGCAAAAUUGUGCAGUUUGAGGUACUUACCUGCGCGGAGACGUCCAGUGUUUGUAUGGCGAAUGAAAUACACUGGUUUGAGUUUCUUCUAGAUAACGUCUAAGAUGAUAGAGCCCAUUGCAGGAGUUUCCAAACAUCUUAUAAAUCAUCCUAUUAAGGCUAAGACCAUGAAAACAAGGUACUGGCGAAGGUUCGCCCGGCGGGACUUUCAGUGGUGGCCUGUAGCAGAGUGACUUUGAGAGUCGUGUCUGCUCAUUGUCAGAGGUACUCAGUCCCACCUACUGAGGCCAAGUCCAAUGGCAUGCCACACCUGUUGAUCGCCAGACAUAUUGAACGCCAGUCCUGUUAAACGUCAAACUUUUUGAUUAUCAGACUCUCUGAACACCAGUCCUGCUGAACGAUAGAUCUAUUAAGCAUCAGACCUGACAAAUGCCAGGUAUGUUGAACGCGAGUUUUGCUAAACGCUAGUGCUACUCACCACCAGACCUGUUUAACGCCAUGCUCCAUAAACACCAGGUCGGAUGAACGCCAGGAUUAUAAACGGCACGCCGGAUGAACGCCAGGGCAGACGAAAUCAGGCCAGAUGAACGCCAGGCCUCCAUUUUUAUGGAACAUCGAAUGCAUCUUCGCCAGAGUGUACUUGGCUCCAGUACUCUUCGUGGCGACUGCCUCUCCUUCUCCGUCUGCUCACUCAACACAUUUUCUCACGAGUGUCAAGAAUUCGAAAAUAAUUUGCCUAGUCAAAUUUUCCUCUUAGAUCUUAUGCCUCAUCCUUGCGUAGAUUCCUCUGUUCCCCAGCUUUGGUAGCUGUGUAGUUGAGUACAUAUGAAUAUUUGUAGUAGCAUGGAAGUAAAUGUGUGUGGGCCUACAUGGAUACCAUAGGCAUUUUGACCACAUGCCUAUUCUCAGAAUCUCCGCCAUGAUACGUUAAAGUGACAUACUUGAUAACCCAUUUGAUCAAGCCACCUAGUAGGCUUAAUACUCCAUUGAGCCUAUGACGUUGAGAAACUCUGUGGACAUUUAACAAGGUUCUCUAAUCGACACAUCCAGUUCCAGAACAAGAGACUCAACUUUCACAAGAUUCAAGAAAUAUAUGAAAACUGUAUGACACAGGACCACAGCUUUUGGACAUGACCAGUGUCACGUUAUGCAGCUUCCUGGUGUUUCACGGCUCUCUCUCCCUUCUUGUCGUUGUUUAAGAUUCAGCUACUCGCAACUAAAUGUCUCAAGUAGCACGGGCUAUGGUGAGCCCAUAGUGGACUUACUGGCACAGGAGGGGAGCUGUAAUUGCUCUCUCUCUCUCUCUCCUUUCCAAUGUACUUAUAUAUACGUCAACACAUGUCUACUCCAGCUGGACCCCCUACCCAACCACUUGGGCUGGACGGGAGAGCGACGGUCUCCCUUCAUGCAGAUCGGCGUUCAAUCCCCGACCGUCCAAGUGGUUGGGCACCAUUCCUUUCACCCCAUCCCAUCCCAUCCCAAAUCCUUAUCCUGAUCCGCUUCCAAGUGCUAUAUAGUCGCAAUAGUUUGGCGCUUUCCCUUGAUAACUCCCUCUCUCCAGCUGGACCUCACACCCGAAUUUUAGCUUGGCGAGUAAGCGAAGUCUAAAAAAUCAUCCACUGAACUAACGAGAAUAGAGCAGGAUCUAGAUGUUCACUUGAUCUAGAUCAUUUUACCUGAACUGCAGCAGGACUGACAACCCCAAACCCCAGCUGGGAUUCCUCACAGCCUGGCUGGGACGUCCCACAGCCUGGCUGGGACGUCCCACAGCCUGGCUGGGACGUUCAACAGCCCGGCUGGGACGUCCCACAGCCUGGCUGGGACGUCCCACAGCCUGGCUGGGACGCUCCACAGCCCGGCUGGGACGUUCCACAGCCUGACUGGGACGUCCCACAGCUUGGCUGGAACCCUCGACAGUAUGGGCUGGAACCCACCACAGUAUGGCUUUCCAUAUAAAAGCUAGAAAUAAAAGGAAACCCAACCGUCACAUCAGAAAGCUUCGCCUGCACUUGCUUCAGUUAGCGAGCGUCAAGCUUGGUGUUGUUGAUGUUGUGUAUGUGAGAGUGAGAGCGGUCUAUGCUAGGAAGCAUCCAUGGUCCGUGUUCCUGGUUGCUGCUAUUGAUACAAAUAUUAUUAUUAUUCAGACAACGAGUCAUAAUAACGUGACUGAAGACAUGAGGGCCAAACCACACACCAGGAGAUGAAGAGACGACGACGUUUCUGUCCGUCGUGGACCGUUAUCAGGUCGAUUGUGAUACUGUCACAAUGCAGCUUGAUAAUGGUCCACGACGGUCCGAAACGUUGUGGUUUCUAAAUCUUCCGUUGUGUGGUUUGGUCAUCAACCAUUAUUAUUACUCCCAAUGUGACUCAUUACAAGUAAUAGUUCUUCUAUUAUUGUUAUGGUUUCUACUAUUGAUCAUCUGUGAAACACUUCUGCAACUAUGACUAUUAUUGCAAUGAAUGUAUCUAUUACUGCUAUUAUUGGUAUUUCCUCAACUAUUGCUUAUUCUCCUGCUAUCACCCUGUGACUAGGCCUAUUAAUAGGACUAAUACUGUCGCCUGGCGUAGAUCAUUCCUUCCACCUUAAAGAACAACCACAUGACUGUGAUCAGAUUGAAUUCUUACAGCGGUUAUCGAACCAUAUAGCGGUUAUCGAACCAUAUAGCGGUUAUCAAAUCAUCCAGUGAUUAUCGACGUUUUACAAGCACUUUAUAUCUAUAAAAUAAAGUGCAAAGUACAAAUAUUACAAUUCGUAGUUAAGACAUUUGUUUAGUCUAAGAUUAUAAGAUAAGAUAAAACACUUUAUGCUAGAAAUUCUCUCUCUCUUUUCUCUUUUUUUUUGGUUUCUGCGUGGGACGCCUUUGGUAUUAGGUGUUGAGAGUCGCGCUCUCUGGCUAUAUACCGUAGAGAGAACACGGUAAUAUAUAUAUAUAUAUAUAUAUAUAUAUAUAUAUAUGAUGAAGGAGAUAUGUUUAAGGGUUUCACUGCAAAACUGAACGAAAACA
Procambarus clarkii (red swamp crayfish) is the source of this 5471-nucleotide messenger RNA. RefSeq names its product growth/differentiation factor 8. Lineage: Eukaryota; Metazoa; Arthropoda; Malacostraca; Decapoda; Cambaridae. Gene Ontology annotation, molecular function: growth factor activity; cytokine activity. The record is from RefSeq and is a predicted model, not a curated record. Gene Ontology annotation, cellular component: extracellular region.